Molecule: messenger RNA, 582 nt
Organism: Glossina fuscipes
Lineage: Eukaryota; Metazoa; Arthropoda; Insecta; Diptera; Glossinidae
Product: cytosol aminopeptidase-like
Exons: 1
Coding region: 106-582 (158 amino acids)
Biological process (GO): proteolysis
Molecular function (GO): metalloaminopeptidase activity
Source: RefSeq, a predicted model, not a curated record
AGUAAGAAAACAGUUUUUCAAGAAAAAUUUGUAUAAAAUAAUGAAUAUUAAAUUAUAAUAAAGUCCGAAAAAGAUAUAUUGCUAAAAAUUGGGAAUGACUUCUAUAUGCAUGGCAAAUUGGCUUGGCAGAUCUUUUUUGAGAUACGCAAACGUUGCGCAAAUUUCCAGAGAAGGUUCUUGGCGUCCCAUGACGAUUCACGAGUCACUAAAGGGCUCGUUAUUGGAGUGUACCAAAAGGAAGGAGGCAAGGAUCCCAAACUGACACCAAGUGGAGAGAAAUUUGAUGACCGUGUACAAGACAAGGUGACCGAGCUUGUUAAAGAAUUCAAUAUCACCGGUGCUCUUGGUAAAGGAAAAGUAUCCAACAACAUCGACCAAGAGUAUAAGUUGAUAGCUGUAAUUGGAUUAGGCCGUAGAAAUGAAUCACGAAUGCAUGGAAAAUGUAAGAGUUGCGUCAGGGGUAGGAGCUCGCAGCUUGCAAAUGUAAGGUUGUUACUAGCUGGCGAAAUAAGUUUACACAUUACACGAUCAUAUACGCUACACUUCUACUUACUUCACACGCCAAUUAUAAAAAUUAUUUAG